UCCCUUCUCAAAUUUCUGAUCCAUUUUGUGAUAAGAAACUAGCAUGGGGACCUGCGUCUCAGACAUUCCAAGGUUACGGAGGAAUGAACAAAAAUACAAAAAGUAAUAUCCCAGGAUCAGAGAGAAGAAGGAAGCAACAGACAAGGAGGAGGAAGAAGGAAAAGAAAGAAAUUCAUUAUCACUAUCUAACACACACGGAGAAGGGGUUUGGAGUUUGGUUAUGAUGAUGGACAGAGAGAGGGAGAGAGAGAUGGAGCUGGAGAGUGCAAUGUACUCUAACUGUUUGUUGUUAGGUCUUGAUCCGGCAAUAAUCGGAAUCGGAUGCUCCGGUGGCAUCCCUCGAGUUGGGCUCUUCCGCCAUUCCAACCCCAAAUUGGGUGAACAGCUCCUCUACUUCAUUCUUUCCUCCCUUAGAGGCCCUAUUCUAUCCGCCAGAGAUUUCGAUAAGGUUUGGCCAAUUUUUGAUUCGGCGCAAUCACGUGAUUUUCGUAAGGUUGUUCAAGGGAUUAUUAGUGAGUUCGAGUCUCAGGGUGCACUCCCGCGGAGCAAUUCAAGGGUUUCUUCACUUGCUACGUGUUGUGGACCUAGGUUUGUUGAACUUCUAUGGCAACUUUCAUUGCAUGCUUUGCAGGAGGUUCAUAAACAAACAUUUGCAGCUGAUGUUGCAUCUAACCCGCUGCCUGCACCAUUGACUGAUGUAGCGUUUUCACAUGCAGCUACGCUACUUCCUGUGACAAAGGCAAGAAUAGCCCUUGAAAGAAGGAAGUUUCUCAAAAAUGCAGAAAUGGCCGUACAACAGCAGGCAGUGUGGUCAAAUUUGGCUCAUGAAAUGACUGCUGAAUUUCGUGCCCUAUGUGCUGAAGAGGCUUAUUUGCAACUAGAGCUGGAGAAACUACAUGACUUGAGGAAUAAAGUGAAGUUAGAAGGAGAACUAUGGGAAGAACUUGUAUCCACCUCCAGUCAAAAUUCCCAUUUAGUUUCAAAGGCAACUCACCUAUGGGAGUCUUUAUUAGCUCAUAGAAAUCAACAUGAAGUUCUUGCAUCUGGUCCUCUUGAGGACUUGAUAGCUCAUCGUGAACAUAGGUAUCGAAUCUCUGGCUCCUCUUUGCUUGCAGCAAUGGGCCAGAGCUCUGAUGCUCCUAUUAUGAAUGUAAUAUAUGGUCAGCCCGGCGAUUUUCCUACUGUGCAUAUUGAUGACAGUGAGGAGAGUGAUGGAUCAUAUCUUAGCAAAGAGACAUCGACAAGACUGGCUGAUAAAAUUGGUAAAUUUCAUCAAGAAGUUGAUGUAGCAGAGGUUAUAUGGCGCUGGACACAUGCUUUGCAACUUAUUCAUAAACAAUCACUUCAUUUGGCAAAAGCAAAUGAUGGAGAGGGUCCUGAUAUACUGCAAAGUACACUAGAACGUGGCUCAAAUGACCAUGCAGAGUCGUUAGCUGCAACUCUUGCUGAACAUCAGCAACAUUUGGCUAGCUUUCAGGUGCUUAUUAACCAACUCAAGGAAGUUACUCCAGCAAUACAAAACUCCAUAUCAGAGUGUACAAAUAAGGUGAACAACAUCGCAGCCAAUCUACCUCCAAUGAACAGAUUUCAUGGCCGGUCAACAUCACCUAUUAAAGCACAGAAUAUUGGGAGGAUGGUAAUUAUUCAUGAUUUAUUUUCCUUGACGGACUAUGGCAUUGAUGAUGUUGAUGAGGUGACUUCGAGAAUAUCCAAUGUUCAGAUUGACAAGGUGUGUGCUAGUCCUCCCACUUUAAAGCUUCCUCAAUUAAUAAGCUUGAUCCCUUCUUCUGGGAAAGCUGGAAGCUUGUUGAGGCGGCAGGGUACAGUUCCUCAAGUCAGUCAAACUGAGAAUCUUAUUGAUAGGAAAUCCUUGGUUCCUCCUUCAAGUGCUCAAGUAGAGAGUUUACCAGAAGGUUUGCCUGACGUUUUUCAUUAUAUUGAAGGUAGUGAUAUUUCCUAUGUCCAGAAUUUGAAGAGGUCAGUGAGAGAAACUGCACUGCUAUUGCGGGCAUGCAAUUCAGUAUCUUCACGAGACAGUCAUUCUGAUGGAAGUUCUGGGCACUUCUUUGCUUGUCUUUCAGAAACUGAACUUUCUCAUUUAGAUGCAGAAAGGACAGUUUCAUCGAGAAGUAAAAUGUCAUUUGCAUCUGAAAUGGACGAUUCUCUGCUUGAAAGUCAUGCUUCUAAUUAUCUUGAGAAGAGCAAGUCAGAUGAAUUUUCAGAUAUGUUUAACGAUUUGGAUAGACCUUCUGAUUAUGACAAUGUAAAUGGGAUUCUCUCAUAUACCGGCUCAAAUGCAUCUUCUGAUGCACAAUGGUCAGCCUAUGACUUAGAGGAUGCUCAGGGUCAAGUCUUCUCACCACCUCUGCUAACGGAAUCAUCGCUUUUAGCAGAUUCAUUUGAGGACUUGCUAGCUCCCCUCUCGGAGACUGAAACAGCCAGGAUGUGGGGCACUGAUUCUUUGUAGUUUGGGUGACUCUGAAUGAGGAGAUUGCAUCAAUACGUGACUGUAGUGGUAGGUUACUAUUCAUGCCUUUGGUGGGAUUCAGUGGGCCGCCUGAAAAUGUUUGAAAUGUAUACUCUUUUCGUUAAAAAAUGUAAGGUAUUUUUAACCGAAUUUUACCUCUCAAUAAAGUUAUCUACUUUUCAAUUAA
Molecule: messenger RNA, 2654 nt
Organism: Prosopis cineraria
Lineage: Eukaryota; Viridiplantae; Streptophyta; Magnoliopsida; Fabales; Fabaceae
Product: AUGMIN subunit 6-like
Exons: 13
Coding region: 221-2467 (748 amino acids)
Biological process (GO): spindle assembly
Cellular component (GO): mitotic spindle microtubule; HAUS complex
Molecular function (GO): microtubule binding
Source: RefSeq, a predicted model, not a curated record